Molecule: messenger RNA, 986 nt
Organism: Fusarium odoratissimum NRRL 54006
Lineage: Eukaryota; Fungi; Ascomycota; Sordariomycetes; Hypocreales; Nectriaceae
Exons: 3
Coding region: 59-337 (92 amino acids)
Source: RefSeq, a predicted model, not a curated record
CGCCACUCCAUCUCCAUCUUGAAUUCAGCACCUUCAAUUUACCGUCCUCUUCACCAAAAUGGCUGCACACUGGUGGCUCCUCCGCGCAAUCCAAUCCUUCGAAGAUCACAUCGUCGCAUCCAUCCUCCGCCAACCGGGUUUCCACCGCGCAGUAACACGCAUUCACAAGACCAUCCACGAGAAGCAACACGGACGAAAUCCGCACGAGCCUUUGGCACCGGGCGAGGCGACGGCGGAUCCGAAUACGUCUGGUAAAAAUUCACAGUUUGCGAAGCAUUUUCUGGAUGAGAUCAAGAAUCAGUUUCGGGGGAAGCCCACGGAUAUAACGAGGAAGUGAAAGAGAUGGAUUAAUGAUUUAUGAUACCCGGUUACUCUGCGAUUAACAACGAUUGGAUGUGAUGGUGGGAGGCACAAGAGUUGGAUUGAAUGAUGUUGGAUAAGUGAAUGGAACAAGCGAUUACCUACCAACUCGUGCGAUACGAACCUCGAAUGCUACAACCAUACGCGGGAUCUUGAACUGGUCAACGAGGAGAUGGACAGUAUUUAUUGAGGACGAUUGAGUCGCUCAGUUGAGCCGAGCAGACAGCGCUCUACUUGAUCCUCCAUACAACCCACACAACCCAGGACGAUGGUCUGCGACCGGGACGGCGCAUAAUCUUCCCUAUUUUCUGGUCGAUGGACCCUUAUCUAUCUGCGCCGUUAGCAAGAGUCGUUUGGAAACAUGAACGGUCGCUCUACUGUACAUUACCGCGCCUACGGGCUGCCAAUCAUACCCUUUGCCGCUCCAUGUCUUUUCGCUCAUUGCUGAAUCGUCUAUUACUGCAAAAGCCAUGUCCCUGUUACAGCUUACACGGCAGACAAACACGCCACCAUGUUCAUAUCCCUCCCAAUUAACGCCGAUAAUUGUCCCCAUUUCUCCAAGCUCAUCUUGCGACGUGCAAAUCGAUGAUGUCUUGGCGUAGUGUGCUGGAUAUGUGUACUCGUAG